Anopheles gambiae (African malaria mosquito) is the source of this 4255-nucleotide messenger RNA. It is a transcript of the gene mira, whose product is annotated as interaptin. The transcript is spliced from 4 exons. Bases 1064 to 3946 code for a protein of 960 amino acids. NCBI's taxonomy places the organism in Eukaryota, Metazoa, Arthropoda, Insecta, Diptera, Culicidae. The record is from RefSeq and is a predicted model, not a curated record.
AACCCUAACAUUAUAAUCAUUGAUUUACACAAACCUAACCGUCACCUACAGGAGCCAUAAAACGGUUGGCACACGGUUCCUGCUACCGGCCUCGCUACGAUCUUCCCAGUCGCAAAACGACCAAAACCCCCUUUAAAAAGCCCGCCAACCAAGGGCCAUACACCUUGGUACAUAACGAUAUUACCCCACCGUUCCUUAUCCGCUUAGUUCCUUUAUGACACGCGCCAAGAAAAAGAUGUCCUGACGUCGAUAUCGUGCCCUUUCUUUUCCUUCUUGCUGCCUACCUGCUUGCCGCUUUACCUCUUCAUGCGUGCGACCCCCUGUUUGCUGUGCCUGUACCCGCAACUACGCUAUAUACCGGGCAAACCGGGUAUCGUUGUGUGAGUGUUCCCUCGCUCGAGGUUGCCGUUUGAUCGGCGUUGAACAGGCAGUGUGCAUUUUAUUCGUAACGGAACCACAGUCAGGAGCGCAUCGCUAGAGCGUCGGUUAGGCAAAGUUUCACUUGCAACGAUUUUUCUUUCGGCCUAGUUUAGUUUAGAGAGGAAGAGUGUGUGUGUUUGAGAUUGUUUUAUGAAACGGAAAGGGAUAUACAGAGUUAAAGAACGAUUCAGAAAGCAUGUGAUUUAGGAAAGUGUGAACUGAAAGUGAAUUUAUAGCUAUCCCAUAACUAAAUAUUGCUCAAUGCGGAUAGAGAGUGUGUCUGCGACUUCAACAACGAACCAGCAAGUACCAAUGAUCCGCAAAAGCAGACAAGAACACACAAAACGGCAAUAGAAAGUUGAAAAAAGAACCGGCACCAUCGCGUCACCACCAUCCCGAUUAUGAACAAAACAAGCGGUUUAACAGCCUUCUGUUAGGUUUGGUUAUUUUCAUUAAGUUUACCUGUUUGCCGAGAGCCGAGAGACCCGGGAAGGGCGAGCAAAAGUUAAGCGAUUUUCGUUUCGUUUUUGUGUUUGUUUCAAACAUUUUUUUCGUUUUGAGCACGUUCUUGUGUUUUUUUUCGUUGUUUUUGUUUUGUAUUAUCGCCUCCCCCGCACCCGUUACCCCCCAAAACACUAUAUAAAUGUUGAAGAUGUCGUUCUCGAAGGCGAAGCUGAAGAGAUUCAACGAUGUGCCAGCCGUUUCGUCUCCUUCAGCGUUCGCUGAACCGAAAGAGAAGGAGCUCCCGAAGAAGUCAAAGAAGGAGGACAAAAUCAAGAUCGGUGGCAGUAUGGACGCGGAAUCGAUCAAGACGACCAAAAGCGCCCUCAGCCUGUUCCGGACGCCCUCGCUGCCCCGUCGCCUAAAGUUCAAGCACAUCUCCGACCUGACGCCGAAGAAGUCCUCCGCCAAGGAGGAGAAGCUGAGCCGUCUCGCGGAGUGUGGCAGCUCGGAAAAGGCACCGGAAGUGCCUGCCGCCAGCAAAGUCCCACCGAUCGUGCAGCUCUACAACAAGAUCGACGUUAACAAGGAGGCGCUCGCCAAAGCGCGCGAAGAAAAUGAGCAGCUGCAGGCGAAGAUGCAAGAGCUGCGGGCGGAGCAUCAGCGGGCCGAGCUCGAUCGGAUGAGUUUGAUUGCGGAAAAGGACAACCAGAUCAUGCUGCUGGAGCGUGAGCUUACGAGCAUUACGAAGGCGGACGAACUGCUGCAGCACAUUGCGGAGGGCUGUCUGGAGAAGGUGAAGGAGUACGAGGGAGAGAUCCGCGAGCUGCAUCGCAGCUACGAGCGGCAGCUGUGCGACAUGCACGACUCCAAGACGGAGCUGGAAAUCCGGUACGAGGAGCUGCUGGUGGUGCACCGGAUGCUGCAGAACGAUUACGAGGUGAUCGAGGGCGAGAACCACUUCCUGAACGAGGAGCUGGUGGCACUGCGCGAGAUCCUCGAGGCGCACGAUGUGGAGCUGCAGCGCAAGACGGACGAAAUUAAGCUGAUGGAGGACGGGCUGAAUGAGCUGGUGAUCGAGGGACGGGAUCUGAAGGAGCAGGUGCGCUAUCUGAAGGCACAGGCGGAGGAGGAUAUGGUGCGGUACGUGGAGGAGGGCCGCAACACGAUCCGCGAGAUCGAUCAGCUGCGGCAGGAGAACGCCCGGCUGCUGACGAAGGUGGCGGAGCAGGUCGCGAUCGUGGCCGGUAUGCAGGAGGAGCUGAACGAGCGCCAGUUCGAGAUGGACGAUCUGCGCAGCGACAUCCGGAACGAGUUCAACCAGGAGCUGACGGCGCUGUGCAAGAAGCACGAGGCGCAGGUCGCCACCAUGACCGAGCUGAACGAGAUGAAGAUCAAGGAGUGCGAGUCGAUCUUUGUGCUGGAAAAGUCGAAGCUGGUCAAGGAGCACUCCGACCGGGUGAAGCGGCUGGAGCAGGAGCAUCAGCGCGAGCUGGAGCGGAUCGGCGAGCAGGCGGAGGAGAAGAUCCGCAUCGCGGACAUCCAGAACGAGGAGCGCGUGAAGGCGCUGGAGCUGUCGAUCCAGAGCUCGAUCUCGGCGGCGCUGGCCGCCGAAAAGCUGCACUGGCAGAAGGAGCUGGACAAGUGUCAGAAGAUUGCGGAAACGGAGAUCAUGCAGUGUGAGUUCGAGAAGCGCGACCUGCGCACCCUCUGGGAGGCCUCGAACGAGGUGAUCAAGGAGAACGAGAACCGGCUGGCGGAGCUGGAGCGCCGGCUGAAGGUGGAGCUCGAGCCGGGGGCGAAGUCGCGCGACGAGCUCGAGACGGAGGCGCGCGAUCUGGCGCUGGAGUGCUCGCGGCUCAAGACGGAGAAGUACAACUACCAGCUGACGCUGAACAACACCCGCUCGACGGUGAACAUCUUGAUGGAGCGGUUGAAAAAGUCGGACGGCGAUGUGGAGCUGCUGAAGGCGGAGCUGGAGCAGGUGCUGCGCAGCAAGGCGGAGACGGAGACGGCCAAUGGCAAGCUGCGGGAGGAGCUGGUCGAGUAUCAGCGUGUGCUGGGAGCGCUCCGGACGUCUUCCACCGCGCUGGAGAAGGAGAUGCGCGACAAGAGCGAGGUGUUCGAGAAGCUGAUGAGCUCGGAGGAGGAAGCGAUACUGACGGUGUCGCAGAUCGGCAAGCUGUUCAGCGAGCGGAUGGAGGAAAGCAUGGGCCGCUAUCUGGAGAUGUACGAGGAGCUGAAGAAGAAGUACGAUGCGCGGGAAGCGUACAUCCAGGAUCUGAAGGCGCUGCUGGACGAGUUUGCGAACGGCAUCGAGCUGGCCCGCAUCGAGCUGGACACGAAGGACAAGAAGAUCUUCGAGCUGGAGAACGAGAACAAAAACAUCAAGCUGGAAAACAUGACGUUCCGGUUUAAGUGCGAACAGUUCGAGAAGUACAACCAGGCGGAGAGUCGCCUCGGUGCUGGAGGCCCGGUGGAGCAGGAGGAGCAGGAGGCAGUUGACGAUGAUGAACGGUUGGUGCCGAACUUUUUGAUCGAAAACAUCAUCAACCAGCUGGAGCAGCAGGAACAGCAGCAGCAACAGCACCAGGGUGGAAUGUCGGAGAAGCAACCGCUUGGUACGAUCCACGAGAUGAUCGAGAGUGCAGGCGGUGAUCAGAAUGGAUCAGAAAUCAUCGAAAAGCUAAAGGAAACGGAAGAGAAGCUACGCAUUGUGGAAGAGUUUGCCAAAGAGACCUCGGACAAGUACACGGAGCUGCUGGAAAAUCAGAACAAUCGCCAGAAGAUGAAGAACCUGGAAUGCAAUAAGGAUCAACAGCAGCUCAAAGCGAAAAUUGCCAAACUGCAAGAGCUGAACAAGAAGCAGGAAAACACCAUCCAGAACCUUCAACAGCAGCUGUCCACCUUCGAUUCGCCCCAGAAGCUGAACGGUUCGAUCAAGUACCUGUCGGCAACGGCCAGCCCGAAGACGCCGAAGAAGCAGCUGAUCGUGUCACCGUUCCCCGGCAAGGAGAACCGCUCGCCGGCCCAGAUCGGUGUGUUCAGCCCACGGUCGAACGUGCUGCGGGCACGCAACAACUAAUUGUGAUCGGCCAACGGUUGUGCUGGUAUGGUUGGCACAAUCGUACUAAACUGAGAUGGUCAGAGGUUUCCUUCCUCGCAACGGCGGCUGCGAGAUGCGAUGUAAACGAAGAUGUAAAUUUAAAAUUAUUUAUUUCCGCCCUCCGCUCUUUCCGCAGUAAGAGCUGUUCCCCAUUUCCCCUUUAAUCCUACUUGUGCUUCUCGAACCGUGGAUGGAAAGGAAACAUAGUGACCGAAAAACAGAUACAGACAUUCUUACACCCGAUACGUGUGAAGAAUAAAUCAGAAAAAUUUAGAAAAACAAAAAAUA